AUGUCCGACUCCAAAGACCGCCACUUGGCCGACUUGUUUGAGAUUGAGCUGCGACGGAAAGCCGAUCUUGAUCCCGGCAACUACUGGGAGCUUGUCUGGUUCUUACAGCUUCCCCUUGAGACUAGAUGUAGUUAUAUGCAAAUCCUUGAGGCGCGAAUUGACCAGGACACAACCCGAAAAUACCUUUCGAGGCAGUCUUGCUACUAUCAGCGUAAUUGGCGAGCCCCAACUCGUUCAUGCUUAGCCGUGGAGGAGAUCCAAGCGCCCACCAAACCCUGGCAAUCAAUUGGCCACCGCCAACGUCGCAAGGUAGCCCGGUCAAGACCACCCAAAACUUGUCGUGAACAUCUAUCACCGCAACCCACCAGAGUCAAAUCGUCUCCUAAUCACCCAACGUUCAAACCCGCAGUCAAGGCCAACCAAUAUACGGUACCUGCCAGACCUACCACUCCCAAUGAGCUUCGUGAUGCUUUGUCAGCCAUUGCAACACUUGCAUGCGACGCCGUUGGGUAUGCACCGGUCACUCUCAAUCAAUGCCGCUCACCCAAAGUGCCCAAUACUCCACCUGAGCCUGAAUCUGGCCCAGAGCCCGUCACGGAACAAGUGCCUGAGGAAGCCGCACAAUGCGAGCCAUUCCCAGAGCCAUACCCGGAGAAUGGAUCUCUAUGGGUCAAAGAUACACUCAUGCAGGAGGACCUAGCAUAUUUUGUGGCUGUUGGACAUUACCUGAGAGCACCUGAGGAUGGCUAUACCAUACAAGAUGCUGCCGGGGACUUAUACGUGCUGGAGUACGUGGCCCAUGAGUUCUAUUCCUCCCUUUUUCACGCAUUCUCGGUUGAGGGAAAUGGGGAAUCCAAGCGGAUUUCACUUCUUCCGCCCCUCGCAACGACCGUAAUAGAUCUUGUACGUGGUUGGUCGGUUGUACCAAAGUCUUGGAAGGAAUCUAGCAAGCUGUUGCCCAAUCCUCGACCUCGUUGUGUACACUGUAGUUGCAUCUGUUAA
This is a messenger RNA of Rhizoctonia solani, 1002 nucleotides long. RefSeq lists its product as uncharacterized. Bases 1 to 1002 code for a protein of 333 amino acids. NCBI's taxonomy places the organism in Eukaryota, Fungi, Basidiomycota, Agaricomycetes, Cantharellales, Ceratobasidiaceae. The record is from RefSeq and is a predicted model, not a curated record. The transcript has a single exon.